AUGACAAAUAGAAAACGAAUAGAUAGAAAAAUUGUGAGGAAGCGCUACGAAGAUAUCAUGAAUUUCGAGCUAAGCAAAUCAAACAAAGUGAUGCAAUAUUUGCAUGAGAAAUUGUUGCGAGUACAGUCUCGAAGUUCCAAUUGGUAUAUACCUAGUGCUGAACUGGUAUACGUCGGUACUGGAGUGCAUCGCAGUGUUGAUACUCGAGCACAACUUGGAUGGAGGAUCACCCCCUUCCUAAGAUUGCAAUGUAUGGUGAAAACGCGUGCAGAAUCAAUCUCGAGGACAAAAGACAAUGCUGUAAAACCGUACCUCAUCAAUAAUGCCUGA
This is a messenger RNA of Loa loa (African eye worm), 330 nucleotides long. RefSeq lists its product as hypothetical. The record is from RefSeq and is a predicted model, not a curated record. Bases 1 to 330 code for a protein of 109 amino acids. The transcript has 3 exons. NCBI's taxonomy places the organism in Eukaryota, Metazoa, Nematoda, Chromadorea, Rhabditida, Onchocercidae.